ACGCCGCGGGCCCCCAUGCCGGCGGCCAACAUGCUGGAGAACCUGCAGCCGCCCGCCCUGCAGGUGCCCGAGCCGCAGGGCGCGCCCGAGGGCAGCCCGCUCUGGUCCAGCUCGUCGACCCCCACGCUCCGCCGCCGGCGCUUCAAGAUGCGCCGCAUGAAGAACGUGCAGGAGCACAGCCUGGAGGCCGGGCUGGCCCGGGACCUGCCCGGCGUCUUGGCCCCCGGCAAGGAGUUCCUGCAGCUGCCGUCCAUCGAGAUCACGCCCUCCAGCGACGAGGACACCCCGUGGUCCAACUGCUCCACACCCAGCGCUUCCCCGCGCCGAAAGCGCUUCCUCCUCCGCAAGUGGCUCAGGGUGAGGGAGCGGAAGGAGUGCAGUGAAAGCAGCAGCCAGCAGAGUAGCCAGCAGAGCAGCCACGACGAUGAUUCCAGCAGGUUCCUGAGUCCUCGAGCGCGGGAAGAAAGCACUGCCAGUAACUCAAACCGCAGCACGCCGGCCUGCUCCCCCAUCCUCCGGAAACGGUCUCGCUCGCCAACCCCGCAGAGCCCGGACGGAGACACCAUGGUGGAGAAGGGCUCAGACCACUCCUCGGACAAGUCCCCGUCCACGCCGGAGCAGGGCGUCCAGCGCAGCUGCUCCUCGCAGUCCGGCCGGAGUGGCGGCAAAAAUUCCAAGUCUCACAAGCGCCUCUCAAAAUAUGACAGACUUAACCUGAUCAAAAAAAGCCAGAGUUGGUAUAACGUAUUAAGCCCAACUUACAAGCAGAGAAAUGAAGACUUCAGAAAGCUCUUUAAGCAACUUCCAGACACGGAGCGCCUCAUUGUUGAUUACUCAUGUGCACUCCAAAGAGACAUUCUUCUUCAGGGCCGACUCUACCUCUCUGAAAAUUGGAUCUGCUUCUACAGCAACAUCUUCCGCUGGGAAACUCUGCUGACUGUCCGUUUGAAAGACAUCUGCUCCAUGACUAAAGAAAAAACAGCUCGCCUCAUUCCCAACGCCAUCCAAGUUUGCACUGACUCAGAAAAGCACUUUUUCACUUCAUUUGGAGCCCGGGAUAGGACGUACAUGAUGAUGUUCCGGCUCUGGCAGAACGCACUCCUCGAAAAGCCCCUCUGUCCCAAGGAGCUCUGGCACUUUGUUCACCAGUGCUAUGGGAAUGAAUUGGGCCUUACCAGUGACGACGAGGACUACGUGCCCCCCGAUGACGACUUCAACACUAUGGGCUACUGUGAGGAGAUCCCCGUGGAAGAGAAUGAAGUGAAUGACAGCUCGUCGAAAAGCAGCAUCGAGACCAAGCCAGAUGCCAGUCCUCAGCUACCCAAGAAAUCCAUCACCAACAGCACGCUGACAUCCACAGGGAGCAGCGAAGCCCCCGUGUCGUUUGAUGGCUUGCCCCUGGAGGAGGAGGUGCUGGAUGGCGAUGGGUCCCUGGAGAAGGAGCUUGCCAUUGACAACAUCAUCGGGGAGAAGAUGGAGAUCAUCGCACCCGUGACCUCCCCUUCGCUGGACUUCAAUGACAACGAGGACAUCCCCACCGAGCUCAGUGACUCUUCCGACACCCAUGAUGAAGGGGAGGUCCAGGCCUUCUACGAGGACCUGAGUGGCCGGCAGUACGUGAAUGAAGUCUUCAACUUCAGUGUGGACAAGCUCUAUGACCUGCUGUUCACCGACUCGCCCUUCCAGCGGGACUUCAUGGAGCAACGGCGAUUCUCCGAUAUCAUCUUCCAUCCAUGGAAGAAGGAAGAGAAUGGCAACCAGAGCCGAGUGAUUCUCUAUACCAUCACCCUCACCAACCCUCUGGCUCCUAAAACUGCCACUGUCAGGGAGACACAGACCAUGUACAAGGCGAGCCAGGAGAGUGAAUGUUACGUGAUAGACGCCGAGGUCCUCACGCACGACGUGCCCUACCACGACUACUUCUACACCAUCAAUCGCUACACCCUCACCCGCGUGGCUCGGAACAAGAGUCGACUCAGGGUCUCCACAGAGCUGCGCUAUCGAAAACAGCCCUGGGGGUUAGUGAAGACCUUCAUCGAGAAGAACUUCUGGAGUGGGCUGGAGGACUACUUCCGCCACCUGGAGAGCGAGCUGACCAAAACGGAGAGCACCUACCUGGCUGAGAUGCACAGACAGUCUCCCAAAGAGAAGGCCAGCAAGCCCCCAACAGUACGGAGGAGGAAGCGCCCCCAUGCUCACCUGCGGGUGCCUCACCUGGAAGAGGUGAUGAGCCCCGUCACCACACCCACUGAUGAAGAUGUGGGCCACAGGAUCAAACACGUGGCAGGUUCCACGCAGACACGGCAUGUCCCCGAGGACACCCCUAACGGCUUCCACCUGCAGAGUGUGUCCAAGCUGCUGCUGGUUAUCAGCUGUGUGAUCUGUUUCAGUCUGGUGCUGCUGGUCAUCCUUAACAUGAUGCUCUUCUAUAAACUCUGGAUGUUGGAAUACACCACCCAGACCCUCACUGCCUGGCAGGGUCUGAGGCUCCAAGAAAGGGGUCUGGGAGCACAGGAGAGUCCACUGAGCAUAACUCCAGCUGCCAGGGUACCCCUUCUUCUACCCCACAGGUUACCCCAGUCUCAGACAGAAUGGGCCCAGCUCUUGGAGUCCCAACAAAAGUACCACGACACUGAGCUCCAAAAAUGGAGGGAGAUCAUCAAAUCCUCAGUGAUGCUUCUUGACCAGAUGAAGGACUCUCUCAUCAAUCUUCAGAACGGCAUCAGGUCCCGCGACUACACAUCAGGAAGUGAAGAGAAGAGGAACCGCUAUCACUGACCAGGCUGUGGGACAAUCAUCCCAUCUACCACUUGACAUCCUUGACCCUCGUCCCCCAGCCUCCAGCAGGCUAUCCCCACUCCCUCCACCUCUAUGUUUUCUUCCAGAAGAUGCGUUUUGGGUCCGAGUGGAGCGAUUUUCUGGAAGGCCGUCUUUUUAACGCCCCUGCUUCCCUGAUGUGGAGUAGGGAUUUGCACAAGGUGUAGAGAGCUCCCUCCCCACCUCUCUGCCCAGCCUUGUUACCUCACUCCUGCUCCAGCCAUGGCUGCAAUGGGCCCAGCCAGCUCCCUGUCUUGGUGUUCUGUACGACAGCUCAGGGGUCUUGGGCAUUGUUUUCUGUUGUGACUUGAGGUCCUCAGCAGGCCUGGGAGCCUGGAUUGGAGCCUUGGCUGCUGGUGAGAAGCACCUUGCCUGCCAAGAGGAGCUGAUGCCAGACGAUCUACCCGACAUGUGAAAGCAUAAAGAAUCUUGUCAUCUCUGCCCCUUGGCCCCCUUGCUUCUCUCGACACAGUGAGACGCUGCAGAAGCAAAAUGGCGGCCUCUGCUCCAGGCAAGACAGCUGGCUGUCUGGGGAGUUGGCCCUGGGCUUGGAUGCCACGUGCUGAGAUCGCGUAACAAAAGCAACCAUAUUUGCCAACAGUAGUGUGUGGCUCCCCACAUUUCCCUAUCCUGCACUCUAGGGCCAGACCACUCUCUGCAUGGACCAGAUCAUCUUCCCAAACCCAUGGUGCUUUUCCCCCCACUCAGCCUAGACUUCAAGGUGGGGAGGAUGGGUCAGAGGCCAUAGUGGCCCCUGGAUAAUCCUGACAAGGGGUGGAGUGGGGUGAGGCAGAGGGAGCAGCCCCCAACACCUGCACUGGGCCAUAUAUGGGAAAGAACACAGGUUGAUUGCAGUCGAGUUGUCUGGCCAUCUGUAUUUGGAUCUAUAACUGUACUUUGCCUGGCGCUGUGCGCAAGGUCUGAAAACUUAACUGCUAUUACCUAGAAACCAUACACGGCUUCCCAGCCAAAUCUUAAUGUAAAGUAGCUAGAGCCAUGGAAGUACAGUAUGAAUUAAAAGAAAAAGUAUUGAACUACAAAUAAUAAAUGGUGUGUGUGUUUA
Messenger RNA from Herpailurus yagouaroundi (jaguarundi), 3880 nucleotides. RefSeq names its product GRAM domain containing 1B (gene GRAMD1B). Lineage: Eukaryota; Metazoa; Chordata; Mammalia; Carnivora; Felidae. Bases 16 to 2778 code for a protein of 920 amino acids. Gene Ontology annotation, biological process: intracellular sterol transport. Gene Ontology annotation, cellular component: endoplasmic reticulum-plasma membrane contact site; endoplasmic reticulum membrane; plasma membrane. The transcript has 24 exons. The record is from RefSeq and is a predicted model, not a curated record. Gene Ontology annotation, molecular function: cholesterol binding; cholesterol transfer activity.